GUGUGUAUGUCUGUAUGAGUGACUGUGUGUGUAUGUGUGUGUUUGUCGCGCCUCCCUCGAGACGCCGCAGUGACGUCAGCUGCAGUACCUCGUCCCUCCAGCAGCAGCGGGUCUCUCUCUUCAUUCAGUCGGCUCUCCGAGUUAGUUAACGGAUCUCACGGUUGUUAUUAUGUACCGCCGGGGCUUCUUUUUCACUUGUUUCUUUCCCUUGCCAGUCAGAAACGGACAAACGGUGUGUGGAAAUGUCUCUACUUCUUUUUGUUCUGCUGAAUAAUCGUCUCAGUUUGGAUUUUCUCUUGAAGAAAACAGAUUUUAUGGGAAGUAUUAAACCCACCGGCGCUCUUUUGAUUUUAACUUGUGUCGGAAUGUAAUAAGCUAACUUUUUGUUAUAUAUAUAACUCCAAUUGUUUACCUAAUGGAUACCGUUACAAAGAUAAUAUUGGAGUAUUUGUUCACCUUUUUGUGAUUUGAUAAGGGUAUUUCUUCGGAGGUGGAAGUGGACUAUUCCUUUGGAAAAAAGUAAAGUUUUCAUCACCUAGCUUGAGGCAAAGAAUGCUAUAUUCUGGUCAUUUUCCCAACAGUUACGGUCAUUUUGUGUGGUUUACGUGAAUUAAAAACCAGAAUGAUUUCGGAGGAAAGAAGCAGCCACGUAAAUAAACAAGCCCUAAACUUCCCGGUGGGUUUACUCAUCCGCUCUCCAAAGAAGCGACUGGCAAAACUGGGGAGGAAACCCAGCAAUGGGUCUGUGCAGUCCAACCAAUCGGACACCACCGUCCGCUCCACAGAAAGCGUGUGUGUUCGGCAGCCGGCCAAGAGCAAAAUCCGCCGCCACAACAACAACAGGCUUUCAUCUGUUUUCAACCAAAGCCCCUGCAGUGGCCGCCGCGGCCAAGGCAGCGGGAGCCUUCAGUCUGCAGACGACCCUGCAGAGCUGUCCAGCCAAAUGUCUGUCCCCGGCAUCCUGAAGAUAUUCGGCAGCGACAUCUGUCAAGGGACCCACUACAAGAGCGUGCUGGCCACCAUACAGUCCAGUGCAAAGGAGCUGGUGAAGGAGGCCUUGGAGAGGUACUGCCUGGAGAAAGAAGACCCCAGCGAUUACGUGCUUUGCGAUGUGAUUGGACAGACGGGCGCAGACAACCAGUGGAAGAGGGAGUGUUUCCGGGUGGUGGGAGACAACGAGAUGCCCCUGUUGCUGCAGUCGCUUUGGAAACCCAAGGAAGGCUUUUCCAGGCGUUUUGAAAUCCAGCUGAGAGCGAGUGUCGAAGAGCAAAGUUUAAAGGAGAGAGACACAGUCACCGCAGGCAUCAAUGCUCAGGCCCGUAAGCUGCAGAAGAGCCGCUCCAGAGUGACCUCUCUGUUUGUGGACGGCAGCGGGGAAGAUGUGGACGGACUGGGGAUCUGGAGGAGUCUCAGCGAGAUGGAUCUGUCCGCCAUGGGGAAGGAGGCCAGCCGGGCCCAGCAGAGUGCGCUCAGAGAGGACCCUGAGGCCGAGGCCGACAAGGAGGUGCUGCGGCUCGGCAUGGAGAAGGAGGAGACUGAGAGCAGCGAUGACAACACUACCCAGUACUCCAUUCACCCACCUUUCGACUUCCCAUACUUCCUUCUGCUGCUGGGCUACAGCCACAGACAGGAUUUCGUCAUCUACCUGAUGAGUGGCACCACCACCAUCUUCGGCUGCUGCAGGGCGCACUGUAACGGAGAGGACGAGGAGAGGCUGAAGGUGGACAUCCUUCUCUUUGCUCCUGACGUGUUGCCUCAGCACUGCUGCGUCAGACGCCUGGACUCUAACACAGGGGAGCACAGAAAGACUUCGACCAUGCUGAAGCCUCUCCACGGAGCCCCUGUGACCAGAAACGGAUUCCUCCUUAAAGAGGAGGUUGAACUAAACCCGGGGGACUUGGUGGGCUUGGGGAAACAUUACCUAUUCAUGUUUAAGGAUCCUACUAGCACAUCAGGGUCGCUGCAGACGCCUCCGUGGAUGACCAAACUCUGCCCGAAUUCUCACACAAAGACAUCCUCUUGCUUAUCGUGCGGCUCCAAUAUGGCCAUCAAAAGGCUGCAGAGGAGGUGUCUACCGCCUCGAUGGAGGGACCUGGAGGGCACAGAAGCUGUGGUGGUCUAUGAGCUGGAGCAUGAGGAGAGAGUGCUGCAGGAGGUGUUGGAUAUGUUGGACCCCAUAGGGAAUGAACCAAAGCUGACGCCUGCUUUCCUGCUGAGCCUCUGCAUUCAGUACUCAGCCUUCACCUUCCAGCCCACGCACUUCAGACAGCUGUUGCUCCGGAUAGCCGGGCAGAUCCAGCUCGUUAUGUGGGAGAAGACAAAGGAACUUGCAGCGAUCCAGCCAGAAUCGAGCUCCAGUGACGGGCAGCCCGAGGACCUUCAGCUGCUCAGCACGGAAGAGCUGAUCCCAGGUCUGCAGCCGCUGGUGCUUUGGAUGGCCAACUCCAUCGAGCUGCUGCACUUCAUCCAGCGCGAAGUCCCUCAGCUGCUGCCCUGGAGGCAGGACCAUGAGGAGGAAGGUCUGUUGGACUCUGAGAUCUCCUCCACUCGGACAGCCUGUGAGGAGGCCAUGACGGUCCUGGAGGAAGUAAUCAUGUUCACCUUCCAGCAGUCUGUCUACUAUCUAACAAAGAGCAUGUAUUCAGCCUUGCCCGAGCUUCUGGAUGGGAACCCGUUCUCAGAGAGCGGCCAGCUGCGAGUGCCUGAUGGACUGGGCAGCAUCCUGGAGGUGCUGAAGGAGGCGCUGAAGCUUCUCACAGCCUUCCAGGUCCAUCCAGACAUCUCGUUACAACUCUGUGCCUACCUGUUCUUCUUCAUCAACGCAUCGCUGUUCAACGCCCUCAUGGAGAGAGGAUCUGUCGCUGGGUUCUACCAGUGGUCCCGAGGGGUUCAGAUCCGGGCCAACCUUGACCUGCUGAUGGAUUGGAUUCAGGGCAUCGGACUGGGAGAUCUGGCAAAUGAAUUCUUCCAGAAGCUUUCUGCUGCUGUCAAUCUGCUGGCCACACCCAAAGAAACCCUCCUGCAGGCGUCCUGGGCUUCUCUCCGGACAGAGUUCUCUGCCCUGAAUGCUGCUCAGCUUCACCACACGCUGAGGGAGUACCACUCAGGUAAAGCCUGUCCUGCAGGAUGGACCCCGACUCUGAACGAUGCAGAGCUCGCCGUCAGGACCGCCGACAUCCUGGAGAGCUUCGACAGCCACCCGCCGCUCAUCCUGCCCAGCAGCACGUUUCAUCUGGAGCUUGGUAAACCCGUGGUGGAGCCCGCUCUGUUCGAGCAGCUCGGCCAUCUGCAGGAGUUCAUCCGCCGACUCCCCCGCAGUGAAAUCCAAGUCGAGCCCGAUGUGGAGGAACAGGCAACCCCAGACAGCCAGUCUACGACCUCGCCCUCCGUCACAGUAUUCCAGGACCCUGCCCAUCAGGAGGUGUCUGACCAGGUUGCCAGCUCGGACCUUGCCUCCCCUGCAGAGCCGUCUCAGGCCCAAGGAUCUCACGGUGACCUGAGGAGCUGUGAAGCGGUCCUGACCCAGAAGCUGAAGAGCCUAGAGCUGCAGAACACCUUUCAGGGAGGACAAGUGGACAUGGGCUACCACAAGAGCCUGGCACUGGACCCGUCCUGCCUGCUGACCCCACCCAACACCCCCCAGGGCAUGGAGCUGUCCGAGCUGGAGGCUAAUCUGCGGGAGGGGGCACUCCAACAAAAGAAAGCCAAUAGAUGUGCUGAGAGGAAGACGGAGAAUUUAGAAGAAGACGAAGGAGAAAGAGAGGAAGUGUUCACGGUGGAGCUUCACAGAGGUCCUCACGGCCUCGGUCUGGCGCUCGUAGAUGGGACGAAAACACAGCUGAGAAUGAGCGGCAUCUAUGUGAAGUCGGUGGUGCCGGACUCUCCUGCUGCUCGCUGUCAGAAACUGAGGACGGGCGAUCGCAUCCUGGCUGUGAACGGCAUCAGCGUGGUGGGGAUGGAGUACAACCUUGGUAGAGAACUGAUCCGAUCAUCAGGAGAAUCUCUCAGACUGCUGGUGGCCAAAAUCGACUCAAAGACCAGCGACAAGUGCUCGAUUACGACUAAAUGCUGAGGGGAGAGCUUUGUGUGGACGAUCAAGUGCAAUUUAAAAUACUCUGAGGAUGUUUGCUUCAUCCUUCCUGCUAAUCCAAAGCCAGUCAUUAUCUCAGAAAGGACAAACUCACGUCUCAUUCCAGACGUAUUGUGUGUUAUAGAGCUUUGUUUCUGUGCGUUGAGACAAUCAGAAUGAGGGCACGGUCACGUUUUCAUUUUGCUGCCACAGCUUCUGUCCGGCCUAUAAACAGCUCUCAUAAACCGCGAGGGAAGUAGCUGCCUGUGGCUGUUUGCUAACAUCUCAUUUCACUGUCUGAGUUCACAGUUUUCUGUCUGGGGAGCUUCAUCAAGCUGCUCCAGGAUCAAACAUCUGGCAACAACUGGAAUUAUUCUGAAAUGAAUCUUUUUCAAAACUGUGAAACUGUGUAUUUUACUCUGGAAAACAACUCCUAUUAGUUCAUUUGUUUUGGAGUCAUAAAAUCAUAUUUAUUCACAGGUGGACAUCAAAUAUAUUUUCUUGUCUUUUCCAGAACAUUCCCAAAACAAGGAAAACAACACUAAGAUCAAGCAGAUUCAUCUCAAUUUAGGAAAUGUUUUUCUUGUUUUGAGUAAAAAACGCAAUAAAUAUAUAGGACUAUCUUUGCA
Notothenia coriiceps (black rockcod) is the source of this 4698-nucleotide messenger RNA. It is a transcript of the gene radil2a, whose product is annotated as Ras association and DIL domains 2a. Gene Ontology annotation, molecular function: GTPase binding. Gene Ontology annotation, cellular component: cell-cell junction. Bases 623 to 4072 code for a protein of 1149 amino acids. Lineage: Eukaryota; Metazoa; Chordata; Actinopteri; Perciformes; Nototheniidae. The transcript is spliced from 16 exons. The record is from RefSeq and is a predicted model, not a curated record. Gene Ontology annotation, biological process: negative regulation of Rho protein signal transduction; signal transduction; angiogenesis.